Messenger RNA from Petromyzon marinus (sea lamprey), 1076 nucleotides. The record is from RefSeq and is a predicted model, not a curated record. NCBI's taxonomy places the organism in Eukaryota, Metazoa, Chordata, Hyperoartia, Petromyzontiformes, Petromyzontidae.
AGACAGAGACGCAGACAGACUCACACAGAGACACACAAACAGAUAGAUACGCACACACGCACACAGACACACAGACUCACACAGAGACACACAAACACACACACAGAGACACAGAGACACGCGGGCCCAGUUGGACAAGGAGGAGGCGGCAGGGAGUGGUGAUGGCGUGGGGUGUGGACCUGUGGGACCAGUUUGAUGCUGUGGAGCGGCACACCGGCUGGGGUCUCGAGUUCCUCGAGAGGCUCUCCAAGUUUGUGCGCGAGCGUGCCGACGUGGAGGCCGCCUACGCCAAGCAGCUGCGGAACCUGCAGAAGAAGUACCUGCCCAAGCGCGUCACCGAGGAGGAGAAGAGCUACACGUCCUGCCGCGCCUUCUUCGCCACGCUGCAUCAGCUGGGCGAAUACGCCGGGCACCACGAGCAGCUGGCUGACACGCUGGCGGACCGCGUGGUGGGCAGCCUGGCGCGCUACCACGCCGAGGCCAAGCAACAGCGCAAGGCGUUGCUGUUCGAGGGACGGCGAGCACAGCGGCACCUGGACACGUGUUGGAAGCAGGUGGAGGAGAGCAAGCGCAAGUGCGAGCGGGACACCCGCGAGUCCGACCGCGCCCGGCAGACGAUGCAGCGCCACGACUGUGACCCCAACUCGUCGCGCGCCGACGUGGAGAAGGCCCGCACCGCCGCCGCUGCCCGCAAGCGCGCCGCUGAGGACAGCCGCGCCGACUUCGUCGGCCAGAGGGACGGCUUCAACCGGGAGCAGGCGGACCACUUCUACAGCGUCAUGCCCGCUCUCUUCCACGAGCUGGAGGAGAUGGAGGCGUGCCGUCUCUCCAAGGUGCGUGAGUAUCUCCGCCGCUACGCCGACGCCGAGCUCAAGGUGCUGCCGGCCAUCGGCGGCUGCCUGGACGAGGUCGCACGAGCUGCCGACAGCAUCAACGAGAGGCAGGACUGCCACACGGUAGCCCGGCUGUACCGCUCCGGCUACGAGCGUCCCCGUGACCUGGACGUGGAGGACUCCCCCCCACGACUGCCACACGGUAGCCCGGCUGUACCGCUCCGGCUACGAGCGUCCCCGUGA